CACUUCUACCACCUUCCCUCAGGGAAGCCGAGAGAGAAUCGCCAGGUGCAGAAGAAGACAGGCCAGCCGGCCAAAGAGUCCUAUUCUGAGGACCCCAAGGCCCCUGCAGCCCCAACCGCUGAGGACAAAGCCGCCAUUAUCAUCCAGUGUGCCUUCCGGCAACAUCUGGCACGAAAGGAUCUGGCUUACCGUCAGAAGGAGCGCCAGGAGUACCUGGAUGAAAUGGAGAAGCUGCAGAGAGAGGCCUACCUGGCCAUGGUGCGCCGGGAGCAGGAGGAGGCGCGGCGGCAGCGCGAGCAGGAGGAGGCGGCGGAGCGCGCGCGAAGGGAGGAGCUGCAGCGCCGCCGCCGCCUGCUGGAGGCCGCCUUCGAAGGGGACCUGGGCGAGAUCCGCGCGGUGCUUAAGGAGGUGGAUCAGCUGCUGACGCGCGAAGGCGUGGGCCACGACGAGGCGGGCAAGGCUCGGCGGCUGCAGAGGCGCGUGGCCACUGUGGAGUGCGAGGACAGCCACGGGAACACGCCUCUAUCCGAGGCGGCGGCGGGCGGGCAGCCCAUGGCCAUCCAGCUGCUGGCGGAGCUGGGUGCCAACCCCAACAGCAAGGGCGCCUUCGGCCGCACGCCGCUCUACCGGGCUGCCUUUGGGGGCCACCUGGAAGCCGUGGAGGUGCUUCUGAAGCUCGGAGCAGACCCCCGGGUGUACGCGGAUGACGGGAGCACUCCGGAGCAGGUGGCCUCGCUGGUGACAGUGGCCAGCGUGCUGCAGUCCUGGGACCUGAGCCUCACAGAAGCCAUGCUCCAGAACAUGGAGGCUGAGAAGGAGCGCAGGGCUCAGGAGGCCCAGAAGCACAAGGAGGCUGAGGCCAAGCGCAUCAACCUCAAGGUGGAGCAGCUGGCUAAGGAGCAGCAGAGGUGUCACAAGGAGCUACAACAGGCCUACUGUGAGCUCAAUCGGAGGAUCACGGAGCACGAUAAGUGUGAGAGGAAGGGCAUGGGCAAGACGGAGCUCACCCUGCAGGCCAUCAAGGAUGCAGAAGCCCAAGUGGACAGGCUGCGGGAGGAGGCACAAAAGGCUGAGGAGACACUGGCCAUGGCCAGGCUGGAGCUGCGGGAGCAGAUCCAGGAGGAUGAGACAGAAGCACCUGGGCUGAAGUGCAAGGUCACGGAGCUUCACGACGUGCUGAUGAAGGAUGUAGGUGACCGAAUCCGAGCUGAUGGACGGUGGCCUCUCGUCAUCGACCCUUCUGGCCAGGCAGCCACUUUUCUGAGGUAUCAGGACACCAACUACGUGGACACUGUAAACCCGGAGCACCUGAGACCCGAGACGAUCCGGCUGGCUCUGCUUGGGGCAAUCAGGUACGGGAAGCCACUGGUGUUCGACCUGCGGGAAAUGGACCUGUUCCCAGUCGUGCAGCAGCAGCUGGAGGCGGUGCAGCCUGGCCUGGCGCAGGCGCUGUUGAGUCGAGGGCUGCUGGCACAGGAGGGUUAUCUGUCCCUGCUGCGGCCCACGGAUGGACCCGAGUAUGACCCCUCCCAGUUCCAAGAGGCACGCCUGGACCACUUCCGCCUCUUCUUCGUCACCCGAGUUCAGUGGCCACCAGCUGACCAGCUGCAGACCCUGCUCCCAGUGCGCGUGCAGCUGUCCAGUGGAGGACUCUAGUCGUACCCCAAUAAAGCACGUGCCCCAGGCAUUUA
Molecule: messenger RNA, 1691 nt
Organism: Peromyscus eremicus (cactus mouse)
Lineage: Eukaryota; Metazoa; Chordata; Mammalia; Rodentia; Cricetidae
Gene: Iqank1
Product: IQ motif and ankyrin repeat containing 1
Exons: 12
Biological process (GO): regulation of barbed-end actin filament capping
Cellular component (GO): nucleus; cytoplasm
Molecular function (GO): protein binding
Source: RefSeq, a predicted model, not a curated record